CAAGCUGUACCAAUCAGAUACUAGUUUGGUUCCAGACAAGGGCGUGAUUGGACACUGUAUCUGUCAAUCUUAUAAGGAAAAGCCGUUGCUUGUGCUCUGGCAGACAAAACUCUGGGCAAACAUUGGCUACUGGUCCUAACUGCCGUCAUUUCCUGUAGUCGUCCAUAGAAAUGCCUGUGUGACGAAGCAUCGAGGCUGUUGGCCACGUUUUUGAGAAAGAUGUGUUGUUAGUUUUUGGUCCCUCUCGGUCAAGAUAACGUCGACAAACAUUUGAUCGUUUUUGUUAAUUGCUAACGUUUGGAAAGACAUCGUAGGAGGAAAAGUUUUCUAGGAAAAUGAGUGGCGGGUUUAACUUCGGGCAGCCCUCUGCGGGCUUUACCUUCGGAGCUCAGAAGACCACAGCCACAGCCGCAGCCCCCGGCACGGGCUUUGGGCUGACAAGCUCCACACCUGCAGCCCCCGUAGGGGGCUUCACCUUCGGCACUUCCAGCCAGGCCAACACCAACUCUUCGGGCACUUUUAGCUUCGGCACCCCAGCGAAGAGCACAGCGGCCGGCGGAGGAUUCUCUUUUGGGACCCCCAGCACCACAUUCGGUCUGGGUACGACUCCUCAAACUACAGCAGCGACAGGGUUGACUUUAGGCUCCACGGCAGCUCCAGCUGCGGGGUCAGGGUUCACCUUGAGCGGCGGUUUGUCCGCUCAGACCACCGCUGCCGCCCCUGCAGGAGGUGGAUUCACCUUUGGGACCGCUCCUCAGGUUCAACCCCAACUUGCUGCUGCAGCAGCUGCAGCAGCAGCAGCAGCAACAGCCGCGCCAGCAGCAACGACAGCAUCAGGUGGCCUCUCGUUUGGAGGGUUCAGCUUUGGAGCUUCAAAGGUCCAGGUGACCACAACUGCAGCCGCUACCGCUCCCACAGGAGGAGGCUUCAGCUUCGUCACCAGUGCUCCCACCAACCUCACCCUGGGCACCCAGCCCCAGCCAGUCUCCACCGCUGCAGCCACAACAGGUCAGAGUGGAGGAUUUGCCAUUGGGAUUAAACCUGCAUCGACCCCAGCUCCGCCUGCAUCGACCCAGCCAGCCCCAGCUUCAGGUCCCUCUCUCUUUGCGACACCUAUCUCUACAGCUGCAGUUACUGCCACUGCAACGGGCACAGGCUUUACUUUGGGUGCAGCUCCAACUUCAGCAGCAAGCACUACUCCUGCAACAUCCACAGCAGCUGGUGGAGGUCUGUCUUUUAUGCUCAAACCUCUGGGGGCAGCUACCGCCACCUCCACCUCCACCUCUGUCCCCGCCUCUACUGCCACAACUGCAGCUGCCACAACAGGUGCUGCCACAUGCUUUACACUGGGACUCAAACCUGUGUCUGGCACAAGUACCACAACAACUGCCACAGCCACAGCGAUCACUACAACCACGGCUCCUCCAGUGAUGACCUACGCCCAGCUAGAGGGUCUCAUCAACAAGUGGAGUCUUGAGCUUGAGGACCAAGAGAGACAUUUCUUGCAGCAGGCAACUCAGGUGAACGCCUGGGACCGCAUGCUGGUGGAGAACGGAGAGAAGAUCACAGCCCUGCACAAGGAAAUGGAGAAGGUGAAGCUGGACCAGAGGAGGCUGAACCAGGAGCUGGAUUUCAUCCUGUCCCAACAGAAGGAGUUGGAGGAUUUACUCUGCCCGCUUGAGGAGUCGGUGAAAGAGCAGAGUGGAACCAUCUACAUGCAGAACGCCGAUGAGGAGCGUGAAAGAACGUACAAGCUUGCAGAGAACGUGGAUGCACAGCUGAAGAGGAUGUCCCAGGACUUGAAGGAGAUCAUCGAGCACCUCAACACAUCCAGUGGCCCAGCAGACACCAGUGAUCCACUUCAGCAGAUCUGUAAAAUUCUCAAUGCCCACAUGGAUUCACUUCAGUGGAUCGAUCAGAAUUCAGUCCUUCUGCAGAGACGGGUGGAGGAAGUGUCCAAACUGUGUGACAACCAGCGCAAGGAGCAAGAGAAAACCUUUCGUUUAACAUUUGACUGAUCUGGAAUAAAUAUGUUGCCCCCGUA
Molecule: messenger RNA, 2044 nt
Organism: Xiphias gladius (swordfish)
Lineage: Eukaryota; Metazoa; Chordata; Actinopteri; Istiophoriformes; Xiphiidae
Gene: nup62l
Product: nucleoporin 62 like
Exons: 3
Coding region: 336-2018 (560 amino acids)
Biological process (GO): protein import into nucleus; RNA export from nucleus
Cellular component (GO): nuclear pore central transport channel; nuclear pore
Molecular function (GO): phospholipid binding; structural constituent of nuclear pore
Source: RefSeq, a predicted model, not a curated record